AUGGCGACGGCGACGCUCUGCCCCCCCUGCGCGACGAUGAUGCGCGAGAUGCGCGAGAAACUCGCCCCCGCGGUCGCCGCGCGGUUCGACGCCGCGCGGCACUGGGCCGGGUACGUCGUCCUCGCCGGGACCUUCUACGUCCUGCCGUGCUGGCUGUCGAUACACCCGCUCGCGGCGCUGUGGCGACGGCUCGGGCGCGUCUUCACGCUCGCGUUCCACGCCUCGCUCGUCGUCGCGCUCGUCGCGAACGGCGCGAGGCCGGAGUACAGGGAGGAGACGAUGCGGUGGGGCGGCGGCGACCUCGGACCUCCGAGCGGGUUCGCCCUCGGCGUCGCCGCAGCGCUCUUCGCGCUCUCGUCCUACCUCAGGCUCGCGUGGACGCGCGAGAUGGACCUUCUCACCACGUGCGGGUUCAGAGGCGAGCUCGAGCGCGGCGGGAGGGAAGGAAGGCUGCGGACGUCCGGCGUGUACGCGGUCGUGAGGCACCCGCGGUACGCGCAGAUACUGCGGGGGCGCGGCGUUCGAGGGUUUGUUUGGUCCAAGCUCAAUAGCUUCAGUGCUCGAGUGGCUCCGUCCCAGGACUGCAUUUCUCCGCGUCGCCCAGAGAGCCAGUACUGUAUUAGGCGCCCAGCGUCGUCUGUUAUCUGCUCUUCCCUCGCUUCCGUCCCAUCCCCUCCUCUCCCCCCCCCCACAAAUACAAACCACACAACGCAACGGAUCGGCACCGCGUCCAUCGCGCUCGCGUGCAACAUCGCCGCGGUGUACGCCGCGCUGUGCGUCCAAGUCGCCGCGUUCUACCUCGUCGCGAGGCUCGAAGAGCGCGAGCUCCGCCUUCGCUUCGGCGACCGACACGCAGCGUACGUCGCGUCCACGCCGUCGCUCAUCUUCCCUUCGCUGUUCGGCGAGAUGCCGAGCGCGCUAGUGAGGAAGCGCGCGGAGGACGUCCGGCGCGCGGAGGCGGAUAAGAACGGGUUCGGCGGCGGCGGCGGGAUGGACGAGACUCUGUUCGACGUCGUCGGGGAGGAGGAGCUCGAGCCGCCUCGGGCGCCGACGGCGACGCGUCCCUCGCCGAGACCGAAACCGACGAUCCCCAAACCGAGGGCGGCGGCGGUCGUCGCGCCGCCCAUGGAGAUCACUGAGGUCGUCGAGGACGCGUUCGUGGACGGCGAGCACGUCGCGGACGCGACCGCGCCGAGGCUGGCGCCGUCGCCGCCGGAGCGCGAGACGAAAAAAAACGCGGCGGCGGCGAAGCCGCCGCCGCCGACGCCGGACGCGUUCGAGUUCUGCGGCGAGGGCAGCCCGGUGCGCGCGGUGAAGAAGGAGCGCGAAGAGGUCGCGGGCGCGGGCGCGGGUGACGGCGACGGCGACGGCGACGAAGGGUACGCCGACGCCGCGAACGCCGCCGCCGCCGCCGCCGCCGCCGCCCUCACCGCCGCGGAUGAAAAAACCGUGACGUUACCGGACAACAACGAGCUGUACAGCGCGAUGACGAGCGUGGACAGCGUCGGCGCGGCGGAAGACGUGGAGGAGGAGGAGGCGGAGGAGGAGGAGGAGGACCAGUUCCGCGUCGCGCGAGUGAAGCGGGCGUGA
Micromonas pusilla CCMP1545 is the source of this 1590-nucleotide messenger RNA. RefSeq lists its product as uncharacterized. The coding region runs from base 1 to 1590 and encodes 529 amino acids. The transcript is spliced from 2 exons. The record is from RefSeq and is a predicted model, not a curated record. Lineage: Eukaryota; Viridiplantae; Chlorophyta; Mamiellophyceae; Mamiellales; Mamiellaceae.